AUGGCGACGACAUCAGAAACCCCAGCCCGAAAUAUUGACGCUGAGAUUACAAAAUAUAAAGUCGCCGCCGAGAUCGUGCAUAGUGUGAUGCAAAAGCUGGUGGCUGGUGCCGUGGAAGGCAAAAAGGUCCUUGAUCUCGUCAUUGAGGGAGACGAGGCAUUAGAGGCCGGCGCUGCAGGCGUGUAUAAUAAAAAGGCAAAGGGCGCGGCGAUACAAAAAGGUAUCGCCUUUCCUACAUGCAUAUCGGUCAACAACGCCGUGGCGCAUUUCUCGCCACUCAAAUCGGAUCCACAAUCAGAUACCGUUUUGGCAAAGGGAGACGUGGUCAAGAUUCAACUCGGGGCCCAUAUCGACGGAUAUGCUGCAACCUCUGCCGAGACCCUGAUUGUAGGAGCGACAGAGGAUGAGCCUGCCACUGGUCGAGCUGCAGACGUCGUCAAGGCUGCCUGGACAGCAGCAGAAGCAGCUAUGCGCCAUCUCAAAGUAGGAGAAAAGAAUUAUGGCGUUACGGAGAUUGUGGACAAGGUCACCGCGAUCUGGGACUGCAAGCCGGUUGAAAACAUGCUUUCUUGCCAAUAUGAGCGAAAUGUCAUUGACGGCAAGAAGAAGAUUAUCCUGAACCCAGGCGAACAGCAAAGGCGUGAUGUCCCCAACGAGACAUUUGGAGAAAACGAGGUGUAUGGUAUCGAUAUCCUCGUCGUCAGCGCUGCCGACGGAAAGGCAAGUUACACCCAGGCGUUGAUGCAGCACGCUAACAGAUUACAGAGCCGUUCAGAGGACUCGAGAUGUACAAUCUACCAGCGCGUAUCCGAUGUCAAUUAUCAGCUCAAGAUGAAAACUUCGCGCGCAGUCUUCUCCGAAGCACAGAAGAAAUCGGGCGCGUUCCCAUUCAACAUCCGAUGCCUCGAAGAUGAGAAGAAGGCCCGUAUGGGCCUACAAGAGGCAGUUCAGCACGGCCUAGUUCGAGAGUACCCCAUCGCGUACACUGCUCAAGGUACAUAUGUUGCCGGAUUCACUUCACGAUCGCCCUACUCCCCGCCCCCAAUCUGGUACAAGCCGGAGAAGGUGAAGACGGAGAAGGAAGUACAGGAUGAGCAACUCAAAGAGCUACUCGUCCGCCCACUGAGGGAGAGCAAGAAGGAUAAAAAGGCGAAGAAGAAGGCAGAGAAGGAGGAUGAGGAAUAA
Serendipita indica DSM 11827 is the source of this 1185-nucleotide messenger RNA. Lineage: Eukaryota; Fungi; Basidiomycota; Agaricomycetes; Sebacinales; Serendipitaceae. The record is from the annotation of a GenBank genome assembly.